Molecule: messenger RNA, 777 nt
Organism: Fraxinus pennsylvanica
Lineage: Eukaryota; Viridiplantae; Streptophyta; Magnoliopsida; Lamiales; Oleaceae
Source: the annotation of a GenBank genome assembly
AUGAGAUUAUUUUCUGCUAAGAAUUAUAUACAAGUGCGUAGACACAAAAAAUGCACUUGGGUACAUCAUGUUGAUACAAUAUCAGCACUGGCUUUAUCAAGAGAUGGCUCUUUACUCUAUUCUGUUUCAUGGGAUCGAACAUUCAAAGUAUGGAAAACCUCGAAUUUCAAUUGCCUAGAAUCAGUGUGGAAUGCACAUGAUGAUGCAAUAAAUGCCAUAGUAUUGUCCAAUGACACGCAUGUUUAUACAGGUUCUGCGGACAAAAAGAUCAAAGUCUGGAAGAAAAAUGAAGGGGAAAAGAAGCAUUCGCUAGUGGCCACACUAGAAAAACACAAAUCAGCAGUGAAUGCUUUGGCUUUAACAAUAGAUGGAUCAAUUUUAUACUCCGGCGCUGCCAGCAAUGGAUCGAUAAUCGUCUGGGAAAAAGAUGGCAGUGGUGACCGACAUAUGGCAGCGGCCGGGGCUCUAAAAGGGCACAACAAAGCUAUCUUGUGCUUGACAGUUGUGUCAGAUUUGUUGUGCAGUGGAUCAGCAGAUAAAACAGUUCGAGUUUGGAGGAGAGGAAUUGGAAAAGCUCAUUCUUUGUUGGCAGUUUUUGAAGGACACGAAGGUCCAGUUAAGUGUUUAGCUGCAGCUGUAGACAAUAAUCAUACUGGGGAUACAACUGGUUCCGGAACUUCGUAUUUGGUUUACAGUGGAAGUUUGGAUUUUGAUGUAAGAAUCUGGCAAAUUUGGGUUCCCCCUUUUAGAUGUUUCCUAGGAGAAUCUAGUACAUAG